Messenger RNA from Hipposideros armiger (great roundleaf bat), 10885 nucleotides. RefSeq names its product fidgetin like 1 (gene FIGNL1). NCBI's taxonomy places the organism in Eukaryota, Metazoa, Chordata, Mammalia, Chiroptera, Hipposideridae. Gene Ontology annotation, molecular function: ATP binding; ATP hydrolysis activity; microtubule severing ATPase activity. The record is from RefSeq and is a predicted model, not a curated record. The transcript has 2 exons. The coding region runs from base 3191 to 5221 and encodes 676 amino acids.
GCGCGGGAGCGUUUCUGGCAGUGGGCGUGCCCGCCGCGCGGUCAGGUGACCCAGCUCUUCGGGGAGGGGGCGCUGGAGGCUGCGGGGAAGCCGGCGUCCCGGCCGGGCCGCCUUGGGCUGCGAAAGCCGGAUGGUUCUGAUGGCCGAGGCCUUUCACGGUGUGAACUCGCUGGUUCUCUGGGCGGCGGUGGUCGCGGCCUGUGUGCGGCUUGCAGGAGCCUCGCUCUGCCCCGCCGGCCGCCUGCCUGCAGCCCCGCCCGGCGACCUGAGAGCGGGCGGCCGCCUCUGGGAUCGGCAAGGGGGCGGAUACGCUCAGGAGUGGCUGUUGUGAGGAAUGAGUGACGUCUGAGGCGUCCUUUCUAAGUGCUGAGCGCUGUUGGGAGCGUUUUGCGGACGGAAGAGCCCCUUUGGGCUAAGGAAUGCCGCUGUGGCCCUGAGACGGAGGGUCCGGGCUGGCUGGCUGGCGGCCGCGACGCGAGCCCCGUGCGGCUUGCUUGGCCUCUGCGGAUGUUGCAAGUUCCAUACGGGGCCGGCGCACUGGUUUUAAAUGUAAUAGAAAGCAGUUCCUACCUGCCGAAGUCAGCUAGUUAGACGAGUCACCUUCUUACAGGAAGCAGGAAAUUAUCAAAAUAGAAAAACAACCGAAAUGCAGUUCAUAUGUCAGUGCUAGCGAAGGACAGUUUUUAGAGCUAGGAAACGCCAUAAAGAUUAAAGUGACUUGGCAAUGCCAGCUGGGACGGUGGCUGUGUCAUUGUGCUGGCGGAUCAGCUAUUGGUUUGCUGUCCGUAUCCAUGUUUGUGGGGUAAGUGAUUGAGUUGGAAGGAAGAAGUAACCCCUGGGAGGUGAAUAUGGAAGAAAACGGUGAAGGAGGAAAGGAACGGGGCGGGUGUUCUGGGAACAGGGACUAGAACUCAGCUGUUGGAGGGAUUCCAGGAUUGCAGAUGGUAAAGUGGAAUGAAGCCCUGGAGAGGAAGAGCGUGUUCAUAGUGAUGGGGAAGUUUGUCAUAAAUGUCCAAGUCACCUCUCUUUAAAUUUCCCAUUUCCAUAUUGCGUCUCGUGUUAGAACCGUGUGGUGGAAAAAGGGAUGCUCUGCUUGUCAAGAGACGUCGGUUCUAGUUUUGACUCUACAGUAAAACCUUGGAUUGCGAGUAACUUGUUCUGCGAGUGCUCUGCAAGACGAGCAAACACUUCUAAUAAAUUUUAACUUGACAAACGAGUGAUGUCUUGCAAUAGGAGUAGUACGUGAUGCCAAACGUCACAUGAUCACAACUGAGCCAAUGGUGGUUCUCUCUCUCUCGCUGCGGGAUUGUGGGUGAUCGUCUCCCAUGCUCAAAAGCUUGGUCUCAAGCCAUGGUGUUUGGCGGAAAUCAGUGAUUUUUCAGAACAUUGGAAGGUACCCACAACUGGCACUAGUAUAUUUUUUGUCGCUUCAAAGCACCUAUGGACAGUCCUUUGCUUUUCCAUACAAGAGUAAGCUUAGGAAUGCUUUGCUUCGUUCUAGGUCAGGCUGCCGGCAGAUAUAGACCCUUCCCUCUGCUGCCUUAUUGCCAGUUACAUUAAAUACAGUAUAUGACAAGAGUUUAUUAAUACUGUACUGUAGUCAACAUCCGUGCGAGUGUAUACAAUGGCCCCCAUGCAGAAAAAGGUUGAAAAGAAAGGCGGUAAGAAGAAGGAGAUGAUUACGGUGGAAGUUAAGAAGGAAAUCAUUGAGAAGUACGAACGAGGUAUGCGAGUGGCCGAAAUUGCAAGAUUUUAUAAGAAGUCUACGUCGACCAUUUGUACAAUAUUAAAGAAGAAAGAAGAAAUAAGGGGGCUAGAUGCAGCCAAAGGAGUCACGAGAAUAUCAAAGCAACGGCCGCGGGUUCUGGAAGAUGUAGAAAAGCUGCUUCUGGUUUGGAUAAACGAGAAGCAACUAGCAGGUGAUACUGUGACCGAGAACUUUAUCUGCGAGAAGGCAAAGGCCUUGUACACUGACCUCGUAAGUAAACUGCCAGGUACGUCAACAGAAAACGAAGAAGGCUUCAAGGCAAGCAGGGGAUGGUUUGAUAACUUUAAGAGGAGAAGUGGCAUCCAUAGUGUUGUGAGGCAUAGAGAGGCUGUGAGUUCGGACGCCUGGGAUGGGGUCACCAAGAGAACCCUCAAUUCUGCUUGGAGAAAACUGUGGCUUGAUUGCGUUCUUGGACAUGACUUAGAGGGGCUUGCUCAUGAACAGGAGCCGCCAGUUGUCGAUGAAGUUGUGUCCUUGGGGAAGACCAUGGGGCUGGAGGUGAAUGAGGACGACAUUCAAGAGCUGGUGGAGGAACGUGGCCAGGAGCUGACCACCGACGAACUGAUGGAUCUACGCCGUGAGCAACAGCAAGAGGUUAUGGAGAUCUCGUCUUCGGAGGAAGAGGAGCAAAAGGCGGAGGAAUUGCCCACUUCAGAGGAGAUUAGGAAGAUGUGUAAAAUGUGGGAAACAGUGCAAAAUUUUGUAGAAAAACAUCACCCGAAUAAGGCUGAAGCAGUGCGAGCGAUGAAUCUGUUUAACGACAAUGCAAUGUCACAUUUCCGCAAAAUCCUCAAAAGGAGGCAAAAGCAAAUGUCAUUGGAUAGGUUCCCUGUUAAAGUUGCACGAAAAGAAAAAGAUUCCAUUGAGCCAAUAGAUAGCAGUGAUUCCAUUAGCGAUAGUGAGAGUCGUCCUACACAAUAACCCUCCUCUCUCGUCUCCCUCACACCAGCCACGAAGGUUUUCAAAGAUAAAACUGAAGACUCGAAAGUAAGAAGCUUGCUUAAGAUCAUUCAUCUAAUUUUUCUUGGAGAUCACAAUUAAAGCCCAGGCUUGGUUUGUGUUCCAUUGUUUUUCCGUAUUGCCUUUCUUUUGCUGAUUAAUUUUAAAUCAUUUCCUAAACCGUAUGAAAGCUUUCCCUAUUUGCAGGGGAAAUUAUUAUAUAACUAAAGGGUUUAACCCAUAACGAAGCAUUAUUAAGUUGGGUGUUUAAUCUUUUAUAUCUUGAAUGCUUGAGAUUUAUGAUUAGCUGGAUAGUUCCCUUGCAAAUGGUCUGUCUGUGUAAAUUUACCUAAUAAAUGAAAAAUCCAGUACACCUUCCUUCAGAUGAGCUGAGAUUUACAAAGUACAUUUGAAGUAUCAUCUUUUUUUUCUUCUUCUUACUGAUUCUUCUUCAGUUUUGUCAUUCGUUAUAGAACCGCUAACAUGCAGGCCUCCAGUGCUAGGUGUGUGCACCUGAGUGAAUGGCAGAAGAACUACUUUGCAGUUACAUCUGGUGCGUGUACAGCAGGACAGAAGGCAGACGCCUACCGUGCCCAGAUACUGCGCAUUCAGUAUGCCUGGGCGAACUCUGAGAUCUCCCAGGCCUGUGCUGCCAAACUGUUCAGAAAAUAUGCGGAGAAAUAUUCUGCAAUAAUUGACUCUGACAAUGCUGAAACUGGCUUGAACAACUACGCGGAAAACAUUUUAACUUCAGCAAGAUCUCAGCAAACUGACAGUGACAAGUGGCAGUCUGGGUUGUCAAUAAGUAAUGUUUUCAAAAUGAGUAGCGUCCAGGAGAUGAUGCGAGCUGGCAGGAAGUUCAGAGACUCCGUGGUGGCACCCGCCGGCGCAUCGGCUGUGGUCCAUCCAGGGGCCGUUGCCUUCAAGCCUCAUCAGUUCAGUGUUUGUGGUGGUUCUGGGGAGAAUGAGUCCUUAAGUAACUCAGCUCAUGGUGCAGACAGGACCCAAGAUGUCCCAGAGAGCAGUCGUUUGAAGGGCCCUCAGAGUGCCCAGCCACCCCCGAUGACCAACACCCCGAAGACCUGUCCCACAUUCUCAGCACCUUUUGGUGAAUUGACCACUGCGAAAUGCCAUGACACACCAUUGUUUGGGAGUGUCAGAAAGGAAGACAGCAAGUCUCCAAAAGCCAGCACAGGACUGAAUAUGUUCUCAUCUGAUCGGUCUCGUUUACCUUCUGGCUGUGAAAAUCCAUGGGAAAGGAAAGCUUUCUAUGGUGCUGGUGCCAUUGAUGCUCUGUCCACCCCAAUACCGAAUAAUGCUUUCAGUAAAUCAGAAAAUAACGGCCAGAGAGAGGAGAGCGGCCUGCCAACCUUUAAAACUGCCAAAGAACAAUUAUGGGUAGACCAGCAAAAAAAGCACCAGCAACCCCAGCGUGCAUCAGGGUCUUCGUAUGGUGGUAUAAAAAAGUCUCUGGGAGCCAGUAGGUCCCGAGGGAUAUUUGGCAAAUUCGUCCCUCCUGUGCCUAGGCAAGACGGGGGGGACCCGAGCGGGGGUAUGCAGUGUAAGCCCGACGGUGCUGGGCCUCCAGAACCAGUGCAUCUGGUAGAUGAGCGUCUCAGGAACUUGGAGCCAAAGAUGAUUGAACUGAUUAUGAAUGAGAUUAUGGAUCGUGGGCCCCCCGUAAACUGGGAAGAUAUUGCAGGGGUAGAGUUUGCCAAAGCCACAAUCAAAGAGAUAGUUGUGUGGCCCAUGCUGAGGCCGGACAUCUUUACUGGUUUGCGAGGCCCCCCGAAAGGAAUUCUGCUCUUUGGCCCUCCUGGGACUGGCAAAACUCUGAUUGGCAAGUGCAUCGCUAGUCAGUCCGGGGCGACGUUCUUCAGCAUCUCCGCCUCCUCCUUGACCUCCAAGUGGGUGGGUGAGGGGGAGAAGAUGGUCCGUGCGUUGUUUGCUGUCGCGAGGUGUCAGCAGCCAGCUGUGAUAUUUAUUGAUGAAAUCGAUUCUCUGUUAUCUCAGAGGGCAGAUGGUGAGCAUGAGUCUUCCAGGAGGAUAAAAACCGAGUUUCUCGUUCAGUUGGACGGGGCGACCACAUCUUCUGAAGACCGUAUUCUAGUGGUGGGAGCAACCAAUCGGCCUCAAGAGAUUGAUGAGGCCGCCCGGAGAAGGUUGGUCAAGAGGCUUUACAUUCCCCUCCCAGAAGCUUCAGCCAGGAAACAGAUAGUAACGAGCCUGAUGUCCAAGGAGCAGUGUAGCCUCAGCGAGGAUGAAGUUGAGCUGGUCGUGCAGCAGUCUGACGGGUUCUCGGGUGCAGACAUGACACAGCUUUGCAGAGAGGCAUCCCUUGGCCCCAUCCGCAGCUUGCAGACAGCUGACAUCGCCACAAUCACACCAGACCAAGUUCCACCAAUAGCUUACGUUGAUUUUGAAAAUGCUUUCAGGACUGUGCGACCGAGCGUGUCUCCAAAAGACUUGGAGCUCUAUGAAAACUGGAACAAAACUUUUGGUAGUGGAAAGUAAAUGGGACGCCUUAACUUAAAAGAUGGCUUCCUCGUAGUGGUCUUCCCAUUCUGUAGCAUAGGAAACUGGGAAUUUAUUCAUUGUACUUUUGGUGUGUAUUCCAAAUUUGAUACCUCAAAUAGAAUAGCAAGAGCUCAGAUUUCACAACUGAUUGACUCAGCCUAUAUGCUAAGAGAAGCUUGGUUUUUCUCCAGUUAUGACCUGAUGCGUGUGCCUGUUCAUGCAGAACACGAAGGAACUUUUUUUGUUUUGUUUCUAAUAGGUCUUUGUUUUCAAGAUUUAUAACGUGAUGAAUAGUGAGCUCAAAUUGAAACUUUCAAAAAUAUUAUUUGUAUAUGAGGAUGUAUGUUUUAUAUACAUGUUUUAUUGGAAAAAGUUUCUUCUGAAGACCACAUAAUUCUUAGUGUUGGCUAGUGUAGUGGUUUACAUUUGAAACAACAUUGCUUAAUAAAUUUAAGAUCUCACGUAAAGCUGGAGUGAAAACACCAGUUUCUUUUCGUCUGGUUUGUAAAUCUUACUGUUUUCUUCCCUUACUGGGACUACCUAACAAAGCAUGUUCAGCGAUAGCAAAGUGUAAUCUGGUAUCAGACACACCAUAGAACUGACAGGUGAAGAAUGUUUUCCAGGGCGUGGGUAAUGUCUGUCAACAUUUUCUUUGACACUGUUUCAAGGCCUGGAGUGUUGAUUGGUCUCUUUCAAAAAUAAAUGUUUGCCUUUUUUAUAAUGGACUGUUCUGUUUUAUAAAUAAUACAUGUUCAUUGUGGAAACAUUAGAAAGUAAAGAUGAACAAAAAGAAGAAAAUAGAAACCACUGUUGUCCCGCCGCUUUGGAAACACUGUGACGUCUGAGAUUGGUUGUUUGCAGGGCUUUAUACAGGAGUGGGACGGUACUGCACGGUCCCUUGUGGAGCCUGAUCUUUAACGUGUAUCAUCGCCAUUCUCCAAGUUCACGUAUGUCUGCGGCGGCUUCCCUUAUAGGACUGCCUGGGCUUCCAUUGUACGGAGGGACUGUAAUUUAGGGCAUCCGGGACAUGAGACUGUCUUCCUUUCGUGAUUGUAAACAAGUAAAUUGAAUGCCUUAGUGGUCUUGUACUCCCUUUAUGCCAGCCACACGCCUUCACACAUGGAGCCAGAAACAUCAGAAUGUAAAAUUAGAAACUAAAAGUUAUUAAAACACUAGCAAAAAUGUGAAAAUAUUGACAGUACACAGUGUUAGUAAAGAUUUGGAAAGUACCCUGGUUGGGGAGAGGACUGCUCAGUCUAGUCUUUCUGGAGGGCAGUUUCAUCUCUGCCCCAAACUGAUUCCGCUCCUGGAUAUCUGUACUAUGCGGAUAGGUGCACUGAAACAUUUCAGUUUAGGAAACCAUAGAUAAUAAAUGCCCCUCAGUGGAGAAUUGUUAAAUCCACUCCAUGGGGUUGUACACAGAUGUAUGUACGUACCAAUAGGGCGAGAGCCCAGGACGCUGUUGUUCAGUAAAAGAAGCAGGUUGCAUAAGUGCUCAUAAUGUGUACCUGUGAGUAGAGGCAUGCGUAAAAGCCCCAGGAGGGUGUCCCCUAACGAGGGCUUCCCUCCGGGAGUGGGUGGGGCGGAGAUUUCCCAUAUCUGACUUACACUCAGUGUCGUUGCUCUGACUGUUUUCAACAAUGUACUCUUAAAAAGACUCAAAUAGUAUUUUAAAGUAUUAAACAUAGGAUUGUUAAUUAACUUUUUUUUUUUGGUGCCAGUAGGUUAGUUAGUAAGCGAUGGGGAGGCAAGGGGUAAGAAUUAAAAGCCCCCAUUAUAAAUUUCUCUUAGUAAACAUGGAUUGCAUGUGAAAAUGGGGCUGAAAAGAUAACCAAAUGGUAUAUAAAUCUUUAAAAAACAGGUUGGAAGUCCAUGUUUUGCACAUAUGUGAUUGUAUUUAGAAGUAAACCUCUCAGAAUCAGAAUCCAUAGCAAGUAGUCCUUCAUCCAACUCCAAAUUGAGCAAAACUGUCAAAAUUGCUUUAAAAAGUAGUGAGGCUCAUACAGAUUUCUUCUGCAUUUUAAGGAACCAAACCCGUUUUACAAAGGAAUCUUUGAGCAAGCAACAUAGAUGCGUGCCACUACCGCUGUGACCAUAGAAGUGGAUAAAUUCCAUUUUACCAGAGUUCAGGGUUACAGAUGAUGUUGAAUUCAUAUCUGGAAGAAACAGUCUGACCCUGUACAUGGUUCUGACUCAGUGGUACACAGCAACCCCGGAUGUGUAAGAAGCUUCUGGAAACAAUUUCACAAAAUAUAGAAAAUUGCUGUAAAACUAGGGCACGGUUGCAAUUUAAGGGAAAUGGUGCAGAUAAAUCUAUUUUAAUGGAUAAGCUUAGUAGAUGCAAAAUAAAUAUGUCAGUACUUCAUUAUUUAUUCCUUUCAACCGAUCUAAAUUAGAGUGGAAAAUGCACACAAUAUCUACUCUGCAAUUGUGCACAUAGAAAUGAAAAAAAAAUUGUUUUUCAUGAACCGUUUUAGUAUUUUGGAAAAGUUUAAUCCUGCUGUGUAAUUAAUUUCAAAGGUUCCUUCUGACUCAGUUCCACUGUGAUCUGUUGUGCACCUUUUGUGUCAGACGUAUCCCUUGGCUGCCAAGUUGCUCACCACGGAAUGGCCUUCACAGCUUCUCUUUCAAUUAAGUGAAUCUUUUUUUGAUGGAUCAUAGGGUCAGUGUUUUCAUUCAACAAAAAACAGGUUAGCGAUAUUGGGCCAAGAGAUCGGCCUGGCAUCACUGCCAGACAAAGGGGCAGUGGGUCAUGAGCCAACCCAUGUGCCCUCAAAAGGCUCAGUGGCCCUGGGUCAUCGAGCAGUGUGGUGAGCGAUGCGCAGCAUUUGUCCUGGCAGCAGGUAGGUGUAAGUAAGCGGGCUAAACUUAACCCUGAUUACUUAAGACUAAAAUCCUAGUCGAGGAAUCAAGGCAGAUAUCUGUCCUCAGAAAUAGGGAAUUCAGUAUACUGUUUAUAGGGUUAAUCUAUGUAAAAUGUAGGCACACUUUAUUAUAAUGUUCUAGAAAAAGCAGGACAUUUUUAAAAAGCAUGGAAACCAACUCCCUGGUGAUAAAUGGUGUUAUCGGCUUCAGAUAAAUGAGCUCCUCUAAGAUGAGUUAUCAGCUCCAAAUAGGAAAAACAUAAAAAACAGACAAAGUUGAAUUUUGCAUGAGAGAAAAACCCAUCACAUUUAUUAUGGUAACCGUAAAAGUAUGCACAGUCCCAGGGUCAAAGGUAAAACCACUGAAACUGACUCUUGUAUAAAACUAGAAUAUAAAAUUAUAGGUACUAGAAUUUAAGAAUCUUGGUGUUCCUUGUCUCAGUGUUCCCUGUGUUUUAUUUUUCAUAAGGAUAAUGUUUUCUAAAGAUUAUGAUAAGGAGUACAUGAGAAACAUGUUUGGAAAUAUCAGGGAUGUACUCAAUAUAUGUUAAACCAUUUUUCUUCCACUCUCCCUUUCCCCCUGUCUUCUCUUUGCUUUUAUUUAAGUAUUAUUUGAAGCUUCCUGAUUAAUAUUUGGAGAAAUAAGGUCCUUUUAAUAUCUACUAGAAUUAAGACAUUUAUUGCCAGGAAAAUGUGCGUCGGGGAAAAGCAGAGGGUGUGACUGUACAACCUUUCAGCAAACCUUAAGGAUGAAAAGCUCAGUGUGCCCAAGCACACAGGAGAACCCUUGGUGCCUCACAGACCCUCUCGAUUAAACGAGAAGGCCUCUAAGGAAGCUUCAGGGCGCUGCUUGUCGGCCAUGCUGCAGGGUCCGCAGUAGAGACGGCGAUUUUAAAAGGUCUGGGUGAGGCUCUUCUAAUGGCCUGAACUCAUGAAAUCCCCAGGAGGCCUGCAGAAUAUUUGAGAAAACUGAGUUAGCAAAAACACUGUCAGCUUAGACCAACAGGGACACAGGAAGAGAGUGAAAACUAAUGGUGUCUGUCAGGCCCCCACAGUCCUCCUGGCAGGAAACGGGCUGAUACAACUACUCACCUGCAAAUAAAUACCUUUCAGGAAAAAGGAAGGAUGGCUCUGGGCAGAACCCCAAACUCAGCAGGCAAAGCCAGGAGCCACAGGAAAUUAUUCUCAGGCCUUGAAAGUUAGGACACUCCCAACGUCUGCCUGGCUGAAUUUCAAAACGGCUCUGGGUCAGUGGCUCCUAUGCCCACUGUGUCUGCCUGUUUUGAGCGAAUGUGGAUAGCUGCUGUCCUGGGCCUGCCCGCUGUUAACUGGUCCGCAGAUCAAGAGAAGCUGUGCCUCAGGAGCUGCCCUCGAGCCAUGCCUCAGGCAGUAUCCGACCUUGACUUGACUCAGGUGAUAAGAUUUUGGACUUUGAGAUGAUGCUUGAGUGGGACGAGACGUGGAGGGGUGAGUGUAUCUUACAGGUGUCAAGGUAGAAUCACUAGGGGCCAAAGGGUGGACAUGGGUGGACAGAAGCUAGGUUGCUCCCCAGAAUCUGAUGUUCAAGGUUUCCUGUAAUCUGACCUUGAGUGUGACUCUAAUGAACAUAGCAAAAGUGAAGGGAUGUCACAUCCAUGACUGGGCCACAAAAACAUCACAGCUUCAGUUUACUCACCCUCUCUGGUUUCUCACCUGCUUAUUCUGAUGGGAGCCUGCUGCCACGUUGUGAGCUGCUCUGUGGAGAGGCCCACAUGGCAAGGACGCAGGGAGGCCUCUGCCAACAGCCAGCAAGAACUGGGGUUCCCGCCCAACAGCGCAAGAGGAAGUGAACCCAGACAAUCGUGUAAGUGAGCCUUAAAGUGAAUUGUCCCCCAGUUGAGCUGUCCAAUAAGACCUCAGCCCAAACAAACAACUUCACUGUGACCUGAGGGGCCCCUGAGCCAGAAACCCAGCUCAGCUGCACCUGGAUUCCUGACCCAUAGGAACUGAGAUAUCAAAUGUUUCCUUUUGGAAGCUGCUAAGUUUGGGGAUAAAUUGAAUGGAGAAAUAGAUAACUAAUGAGGCCAGUAAAAUCGUAUUUCUUGCACACUUGAAUUUGUGGCCUCAAAUUCAAACAUACUGUACUGUGCAGCAUUUCCCUGCUGACCAUAUGUAUUUGCCCCUAAAAGCUUGUAGUCAAAGAAAUUAUGAUUUGCUUUCACAGAUUCCAGAGUGCCUUUCUAGUAGCUACUCUUUAAAAACUCCAGGAUCCCACUCCUUGUUCAAAACUUGCCAACUCACCCACUUUUUCUUUGAUGAAAAUAACUCCUAUUUUAUUCAUUUAAAAAUCCUUUGUUUCUAAAAAUUUCAGACCACAAGAAGUUGCAAAAGUAGUCCAGAGGUCUUUUGCCUCCUCGCGCAGUUUCCCCUGUGACAUGAUACGUAACUGUAAUACGUUAUCAGCAUCACCUGCUCCUUUUUUUGCGUAGAAAAAAACGCCUGGUAGACUUAUAAGUAGGCUUCUAGCCUACAUGGAAAGUCUUUCCUUUCCUGGAACCUGUCCCCAAAUGAGGCUGCCGAUCUCUCUAGUACCUCGAGAGGGCUGAAACUCAGAGCCCGUCACAACACGGGCCUCAGUGGGAAUCCAUACUUGUCAGCACAGGGAGACUCACGUCAGCCUGACCGCCGUUGUCCAGAUAGCGCAACAGCCUCCAAGCCUAGCUGUCUCUUCGGGGGUUUUCCUUCUAUGAAGGCCUGCCUCCCCUCCCCAAACCUUGUAAACUUUUUAACCUCAAAUAAAACUAUAUGCCUUUCUGUU